Saprolegnia parasitica CBS 223.65 is the source of this 540-nucleotide messenger RNA. RefSeq lists its product as hypothetical. The coding region runs from base 1 to 513 and encodes 170 amino acids. The record is from RefSeq and is a predicted model, not a curated record. Gene Ontology annotation, molecular function: protein N-terminal-serine acetyltransferase activity; protein-N-terminal-alanine acetyltransferase activity. Lineage: Eukaryota; Oomycota; Saprolegniomycetes; Saprolegniales; Saprolegniaceae. The transcript has a single exon. Gene Ontology annotation, cellular component: cytoplasm.
AUGGGGUUUUCGACGCUGCCGACGUCGGCGCGCUUGACGUACCUCGCGCCGGCGCCGCAUCUGGACGACGCCGUGCGCGCGAUCUUUGCGCAGGAAGCCAACAUGCGAUACAUUCCGUUUCUCUGCAACCUCUCGGACGACGCGUGGGCGAGCCGGCGGUCGUCGCACCGAAGCAUGAUGGCCAGCUGCGAAGGCGCCUUCUUGGACGUCAUCGAAACGAGCUCGGGCGCGGUUGUUGGUACGACCGGCUUUCGCGUCAUGAACGUAGCCACGGGCGAGGGCGAGUGGGGCGUCAUUCUCUCCGAGACGGCCCAAGGCAAGGGCUACUGCCGCGAGAUGCACGACGCAACCAUGGUCUGGGCCAAGUCGAUUGGCCUCCAUCGGAUCACGGCGGCGACGUGGGAGUCGAACGCGCGCAUGAACCAGCUCCUACGACAGUACGGCUGGACGUUCCUUGAGACCAUCGUCAACGAGCUCGGGACGUGGAACGAGUACGAAUAUGUCCUUCAAUAGAUAGACAAGUUGUGCAGUAAUGAACCA